Molecule: messenger RNA, 1179 nt
Organism: Boeremia exigua
Lineage: Eukaryota; Fungi; Ascomycota; Dothideomycetes; Pleosporales; Didymellaceae
Exons: 2
Coding region: 264-974 (236 amino acids)
Biological process (GO): nucleobase-containing compound metabolic process
Molecular function (GO): nucleobase-containing compound kinase activity; ATP binding
Source: RefSeq, a predicted model, not a curated record
GUGAUUAUACGGCGUACAGUCAACCAAGACAGGCCGAGCAGCGUAUCCACAGAGACGUCUACAAACACACCAGGAGCCGCUUAGUUACUACUUGAGUAACAUCACAGAACCCGUUGGAUGCGUGCAGUCAGUGGCAGGUGUAGACGUUCAACGAUCAAAGCUGAACUUACCUAGUCAAUGAGCAAACGGUCGAACAAAUAUUAAACUGACACAGUCACAGAGCUGCACAACCAACACUCCACCCACCACCUCAACCCACAGCCAUGGACAACGAAGAAACCAACACCACCGCCGCACCACCAUCGACCCCCGGGCCUCUCCUAGUCUUCAUACUGGGCGCCCCCUGCUCCGGCAAAUCCACCCUCAGCGCCGCCCUCUCCACGCGCCACAACCUCACCCCCUUCUCACUCGGCGCCGACCUGCGCUCGCUCGUCAGCCCCCACCCGACCGGCGCCGCCUUACGCAUCGCACCGCUCUUCUCAGCCGCCGAGCUCGCCUCGUUCCGCGCGCACCUGCACACAGGCACACUCGGCCCCGCGCACCUGGCCGCGCGGUACGUCGGCGCGCGCGUGUUCCCGGCCGGCUGCGACCCGACGCGCGUCAGGAUGGUGGUCGAUGGUUUUCCGCGCGACGCGGGGCGCUGGGGCGCGUUCAAGGGGGUUGUGGAGCCGGUUUGGAGGCCCGGGGAGGGGGGCGUGCUGGUGGUGUUGGAUGUGGAGAGGGGGGUUGCGCGGGAGCGGUUUGUGAGGAGGGGGAGGGCGGGGGAUGUGUUUGAGAGGCGGUUUGACGAGCAUGUGGAGUUGGUAGAGGGGGUUGUGCAGGCGAUGGGGAGGGAUGGGGUGAAGGUGUGGAGGGUGCGGGGGGGUGAGGAACUGCAGGCGGUGGUGCAGCGGCUGGGGGCUUUCUUGGGCGAGGAGGUCGGUGCAGAAGGCGGUCUUGAGGGAACUCGCCUAGAAGCGUCUGAAUCGCCCUGACGCAGCCGCAAGGCCAGAAAGAAAGAGUGAUUAGUUUCAACGGGAAGUUGUCUCAAUGAAGCGGUUGCACUUGGAUGUAUUUAGUUGAAAUCCGAAGUCUAUUGGCAGUAAAUAGUGAUACUGAACUUCAAACCUGCCAAAAGGCAACUCGUGCGAGUGCAGUAUGUGCACUCGAUUACUCAUUGCUGUCGCUGAUGAUGUCGAG